AUGAUUGAAGAUAAUAAGGAAAACAAAGACCAUUCCUUAGAAAAGGGAAGAGCGACUCUCAUUUUUUCUUUAAAGAAUGAAGUUGGAGGACUUAUAAAAGCCCUGAAAAUUUUCCAGGAGAAGCAUGUAAAUCUGCUACAUAUCGAGUCCCGAAAAUCAAAGAGAAGAAACUCAGAAUUUGAGAUAUUUGUUGACUGUGAUAUCAACAGAGAACAAUUGAAUGAUGUUUUUCAUCUCCUGAAGUCUCAUACUAAUGUAAUUUCUGUGAAUCCACCAGAAAAUUUUAUAGCAAAGGAAGAUGAUAUGGAAACAGUUCCCUGGUUUCCAAAGAAGAUUUCUGACCUGGAUCUUUGUGCCAACAGAGUUCUCAUGUAUGGAUCUGAACUAGAUGCGGAUCAUCCUGGCUUCAAAGACAAUGUCUACCGUAAGAGACGAAAAUAUUUUGCAGACUUGGCCAUGAAUUAUAAACAUGGAGAACCUAUUCCUAAGAUUGAGUUCACUGAGGAGGAGAUUAGGACCUGGGGCACUGUGUUUCGAGAGCUCCUCAAGCUCUACCCAACCCACGCCUGCAGAGAAUAUCUCAAAAACUUGCCUUUGCUUUCAAAAUACUGUGGGUAUCGGGAAGAUAACAUCCCACAAUUGGAAGAUGUCUCAAACUUUUUAAAAGAGCGCACAGGUUUUUCCAUUCGUCCCGUGGCUGGUUACUUAUCACCAAGAGAUUUCUUAUCAGGUUUAGCCUUUCGAGUUUUUCACUGCACACAGUAUGUGAGACACAGCUCAGAUCCCCUCUAUACCCCAGAGCCAGAUACCUGCCAUGAACUCUUAGGUCACGUUCCCCUUCUGGCUGAACCCAGCUUUGCUCAGUUCUCCCAGGAAAUUGGCUUGGCUUCCCUGGGCGCUUCGGAGGAGGCAAUUCAAAAGCUGGCAACGUGCUAUUUUUUCACCGUGGAGUUUGGACUAUGUAAACAAGAUGGGCAACUAAGAGUCUUUGGUGCUGGCUUACUUUCUUCUAUCAGUGAACUCAAACAUGCACUUUCUGGACAUGUCAAAGUCAAGCCCUUUGAUCCUAAGAUUACCUGCAAACAGGAGUGUCUCAUCACCACUUUUCAGGAUGUCUAUUUUGUAUCUGAAAGCUUUGAAGAUGCCAAGGACAAGAUGAGAGAAUUCACCAAAACUAUUAAACGUCCAUUUGGAGUGAAGUAUAAUCCAUAUACACAGAGUGUUCAGAUCUUGAAAGACACCAAGAGUAUAACCAGUGCCAUGAAUGAGCUGCGGCACGACCUUGAUGUGGUCAGUGAUGCUCUUGCCAAGGUCAACAGACAGAUGAGCAUCUGA
Messenger RNA from Sorex fumeus (smoky shrew), 1335 nucleotides. It is a transcript of the gene TPH1, whose product is annotated as tryptophan hydroxylase 1. Gene Ontology annotation, biological process: aromatic amino acid metabolic process; serotonin biosynthetic process. Bases 1 to 1335 code for a protein of 444 amino acids. NCBI's taxonomy places the organism in Eukaryota, Metazoa, Chordata, Mammalia, Eulipotyphla, Soricidae. The transcript is spliced from 10 exons. Gene Ontology annotation, cellular component: neuron projection. Gene Ontology annotation, molecular function: tryptophan 5-monooxygenase activity; iron ion binding. The record is from RefSeq and is a predicted model, not a curated record.